Molecule: messenger RNA, 1679 nt
Organism: Fukomys damarensis (Damara mole-rat)
Lineage: Eukaryota; Metazoa; Chordata; Mammalia; Rodentia; Bathyergidae
Gene: Cd300lf
Product: CD300 molecule like family member f
Exons: 7
Coding region: 97-1026 (309 amino acids)
Cellular component (GO): plasma membrane
Molecular function (GO): transmembrane signaling receptor activity
Source: RefSeq, a predicted model, not a curated record
AGAGGGUGCAGAACAGAGGUCUGGAGAUGAAGGAGUGGGGCCUGUAGUGGGUUCUCACUGGUAGCAUCCACCGUAGGGGACCGGCAUCGACAGAAAAUGUACCUGCUGCGGUUCUUUCCCCUCCUCUUCUGGUUCUCAGGCUUCUCUGCUGCCCGGAACGGUAUCACUGGGCCAGAGACAGUGAGUGGCCUGGAGCGGGGCUCACUGACUGUGCAGUGUCAUUAUAGCUCCGCGUGGGAGACCUACCCAAAGUGGUGGUGUCGAGGAGCUCGCUGGAGUAGCUGCAAGAUCCUGAUUAAAACCAAUGGAUCAGAGAAGAAGGUGAAGGAGGAGCGUUUGUCCAUCAGGGACCACCAGAAAAAACAUGUGUUCAGCGUAACCAUGGAGGAUCUCAGGGGAGGUGAUGCUGACAGUUACUGGUGUGGGAUUGAAAGGAUUGGAACGGACCUUGGGGUCAAAGUUAAAGUGACCAUUGAUCCAGCACCAACGACAGUGCCGACUACAGUCCCCACCACCUCUGCCUCCACCAUGAACAUGUUCAUGGUGCCAGUCACCACGGAAGACACCAGAAGCCUCCUGACUCUGCCCAACUAUCACUCCAAUGGCAGGUACAGCAUCGUAGACCUCAAGGUCCUCCUCCCGAUCAUCUUUGCAGUGCUGCUGCUGCUCUUGGCGGCAGCCUCACUCCUGGCUUGGGGGAUGGUGAAGCGACAGAAGAAAGCUGCUGCGCUGUCCUCAGAGCAGCCCUUGGAAGGUGACCUCUGCUAUGCAAACCUGUCUCUGCAUCAGCCUGGAACCUCUUCCAGCUCCUCCUGGCCAAAGGCCUCCACCAAGUCCUCCUCUGCCCAGGCCACCCAGCAGGAAGUGGAAUAUGUCACCAUGGCUCCCUUUCCGAGAGAGGAAAUUUCCUAUGCGUCUCUGUGUUUAGACCCCUUGGAUCAGGAACCAGUCUACAGCAACACUGGCCACACUCCCAGCAGGGCCUGCGAGGAGUCGGCAGAAUACACCAGUAUCAGGAGAUCUUAGCCUGUGUUCCGACUCCCUCUCGGACCUUGCGCAAAGUCAUGGCGCAUGUUGCUGCCUGUCUGUUUUCUGUCCCUGUCCCUCACCAGGGCCAACCGGUGACUGAAGCUCUGCCUCAUCAGCCAGCAUGGCCUCCAACUCUGGCCUGUGCUUGGGGACCGAUUUUAGAGGACUUUAAAGAAUUAGGGCUCUCUUCACCCCCGACCUAGUUUGGGAGAAGCCUGGAGACAUAGUCUGGGGCUGCAUGUGAAUAAUAAUGAGAAUAAUAAUAAUAAUUACCCUUCAUUUAUUGCUUACUAUGUGCAGUGCACUGGAGAAUAGCCCCCAAACAGGUCUGCAUCCUGACCCCCAGAACCGGCGAAUGUACCAUCCAUAGUAAAAGACAAAGAGUACAUGUGAUUAUUCUGGAUUAUCCAGGGGGCCCUAAAAUAUUAUCAUAAGGCUCCUUCUAAGAAGGAGACAACAAAGCCAAUGUGAUGCUACCGGUGGCAGCUGGAGUGAUGUGGCCAGGAGCAAAGGAACCCUGCAGUCUCCAGAAUUUGGGGGAGGCAAGGGACAGGUUGUCCCCUGGAGCCUCCAAAAAACCACCCCUGCCAAUGCCUUGGGUUGAGCUCAGUGGAGCUGACUUUGUAAUUCUGGCCUCCGGAACUGUAGUA